CCCUCUCUUCAUUUUUCAGUUUCUUUCCCUGUAAACCCCUUUCAGUUUUCCCCAAAUCUCAAUCAAAUCCAGAGAAGAAAACAAUACCCAAAUUCUUUGAGGUUCGUGUUGUUCCUAUGGGAUCUGGUUUUUCGUCUUUUCUUGUUUUGUCCAGCGCACCCUCUGCUCCGGCGGUGCCGCCGGAAACCAACCUCGGCGAUUUGCCGGAAAGUGUGGUGGGUUCUGUUCUUGUACACUUAAACCCACAAGAAAUCUGCAGACUCGCCGCCCUUAAUCGUGCGUUUCGUGGCGCCUCGUCGGCUGAUUUCGUAUGGGAAUCGAAAUUGCCAGAGAAUUAUGAUUCUAUUAUAUCCAGGGUAUUUGGUGAUGGUAAUGAAUUCCCUUCGAAUUUGUGCAAAAGGGAUAUUUACGCCAGAUUAUCUCGACCUAAUUCCAUUGAUGGAGGCACAAAGAAAGUUUGGUUACACAAAGGAACAGGAAGACCUUCUCUUUCAAUAUCAUUCAACGGAUUAUCAAUCACCGGCAUUGAUGAUCGCCGAUACUGGAGUCGAAUUUCCACCGAUGAAUCCAGAUUCAAAUCUGUCGCAUAUCUGCAACAAAUUUGGUGGUUUGAAGUUGACGGAGAGGUUGAGUUCCCAUUCCCGGCGGGCACCUACAACCUCUACUUCCGCCUCCAGCUCGGGCGGUCAGGCAGGCGGUUUGGCCAGCGGGUGUGUGACUGUGAACAGAUUCACGGAUGGGAGAAAAAGCCGGUGAGAUUCCAGCUCUCCACUUCCGAUGGUCAAAAAUCGAUGAAUGAAUGCUAUCUGACGUCACCUGGGAAUUGGAAGUUUUAUCAUGUUGGUAGCUUUGUUGUUGCGGAGGAUUCCAAGGUUGCAAUGAAGGUGAAGUUUUCUAUGAUGCAGAUUGAUUGUACACACACUAAAGGUGGACUAUGUGUGGAUUCUGUGUUCAUUUCUCCUAAGUGAAUAAAAAGUUUUUUUGAUUGAGUUGAGAGGUUAGAGCAGUUUUUUUUGAUGUUCAAAUGACCUAUUGUGUAGAGAGAGGGUAAUGCAAUUGUUAUGCAUAUCGACUAGAUUUAGGGCAGUUGUAAGAUGUAGUUUUUGUUUGUGUAGCAUGAAGUUACUUAAAAGUAACAUGA
Lactuca virosa is the source of this 1141-nucleotide messenger RNA. The record is from the annotation of a GenBank genome assembly. Lineage: Eukaryota; Viridiplantae; Streptophyta; Magnoliopsida; Asterales; Asteraceae.